Molecule: messenger RNA, 2834 nt
Organism: Polypterus senegalus (gray bichir)
Lineage: Eukaryota; Metazoa; Chordata; Cladistia; Polypteriformes; Polypteridae
Gene: yif1b
Product: Yip1 interacting factor homolog B (S. cerevisiae)
Exons: 8
Coding region: 325-1209 (294 amino acids)
Biological process (GO): endoplasmic reticulum to Golgi vesicle-mediated transport
Cellular component (GO): endoplasmic reticulum-Golgi intermediate compartment; COPII-coated ER to Golgi transport vesicle; Golgi membrane
Source: RefSeq, a predicted model, not a curated record
GUUCAGAUUUUGGAUUGCUCAACUGUACCUGUUUUGUCAUUAGAAUAAUAAGAGAGAUUGUGUAAAGUCCACCACCCGUCAGUUAGAUUCGACCGGAUACAGCGAGAAUUUUUGACACGAGUCCUACUACGAACAGAUUCUUCCACUGCUGAUUUCCUUCCGAAAGAAUAUCAUUCGCCUUUGAAAUCUGCAGUCUUUACGGCUGAACGAAGACAUCACAUGUCCUUUGCUUUAUUUAGGCGUAUUCUCUGGUAAAUUGUGAAUACAGAUGGACGCAGUGAUCACAAGCAAGAUAAACUGAGGGAAACGUGCUGCGCUCCUAGAAUGCGGAUGCGGGGCUCGGCAGCAGACAUGACUGACCCAAGCCAGCUAUUUGAAGACACAAGUACCAGUUCUGGUUCGCCAGGAAUGGAAUAUAGAGCUAGUGAAACACAGAGUGCUGGCUUUACAGCUCAGUCUUUGCUGUCAGAUCCAAUGUCUAAUCUGGCUAUGGCUUAUGGAAGCAGUCUUGCCACCCAAGGAAAAGAUAUGGUUGAUAAGAGAUUGUACCAGUUCAUCCCCAUCUCCAAACUGAAAUACUACUUUGCUGUGGAUACAAUGUAUGUGGGGAAGAAACUUGGAUUGCUGGUCUUCCCAUACAUGCAUGAGAACUGGGAAGUAAGGUACCAGCAAGACACACCAGUAGCACCUAGAUUUGACAUUAAUGCACCUGACCUCUAUAUUCCAGCAAUGGCUUUUCUUACAUACAUACUGGUAGCUGGCCUAGCACUGGGAACACAAAACAGUUUUAUUUUUUUACAUAGAUUUUCCCCGGAAAUAUUAGGCAUGCAAGCAAGCUCUGCAUUAAUUUGGCUCAUAAUAGAGGUUGGGGUUACCUUGCUGAGUCUCUACAUAAUGACUGUCAACACAGAUCUGACUACUAUAGAUCUUAUAGCUUUCUCAGGGUAUAAAUAUGUGGGAAUGAUUAUUGGGGUUUUGUCUGGGUUGAUAUUUGGAAGAAUUUGUUAUUACCUCAUGCUGUUAUGGUGCUGUAUUGCAAUAGUUGUGUUUAUGGUCCGCUCUUUGAGACUGAAAAUCUUAUCAGAAGCUGCUGCAGAAGGAAAGUUGAUCCGAGGGUCCAAAAACCAGUUAAGAAUGUACCUCACCAUAACCAUUGCCGUUGUCCAGCCUAUAUUCAUGUAUUUUCUCACAUACCACCUUGUCAGAUGAGUGUAAUUUUACAGGAACAGAUUAUUGUCCUACUCAGGGCGUAGGUUAAUGCUGACAAAUUACAGUCAUUUGACUUUCAAUAACAGUUUUCAUCUCAAAAUUGAUCCUUUAAUAAACUUGAUGGACAGUGGAGCUGGUGCUGAAAUGGAUGCUCAAGUGCAAGUGAGCCAUUGUGACUAGAGUAGGAUAUUAGAUUCAUGUUUUUGUAAUGUUAUGUAAAUUGUAAUGACACUAUUCUCAAACUGACACUUUGGCGGUUCACAAAUUUUAUUUUUUUUUUCUCCAGUCUACUGGUUGAAGAAGGUUAAACAAAAGUAAAAUUUCAGCACCUUUGUGGCCUUCUUUUCAGGAUGUGCUUAUCACUUAAGUUAUUUGAGAGGGGACUAGCAUUUAUAUUAGGUGGUGCCUUUUUUAUAUACAAGCUUCUAAAGCAUACACAUUCUGAUUUGCUCUAAGAAGAAAAGAAGACCAGGCAAUAGGCACAAUUGUAUUUUACGUUUAUAUUUAUGAAUUGAUCUAAGCUAAAAGCACAUUGUGUUCUUUUUUUUAAUACAGAUGAACUUUAAAUUGUAUUGACAUGUUAAUGUGUCAGUAAUUGCUUGUCCACAGAACACACUAAGAUAUGUCAGAGGUCAUAUUUAUUAGUUUUUCCUUACAGUUUAGCAUUUUAUAUGCUGCUGGUGCAAUAACAUAUGUGGCCUCUGGGUGUCACCAAAGCAUUUAGACAAAGCAACUGCCUCCGCAUUGCCUGCCAAAAUAAAGGAUUUUGUAAACACUGGCCUGUCGUUCGGUCCUUUGUGGUAUAUGUUGGUCCUUUUUUGACUAAAUGUGUACUUUUAAUUUUCCUUCCACUGAUUUAAUCAUAUGCUUUGAUUGUCAAGUGCUUUUGAAAGUAAACUGUUUGCUUUUAAUUCUUCUCAAACCAAUUUAAAGUGUGAAUUCCCAAAUGUCAGUUUGAGUUUGGAUGUUAUGUUUUUCAAUUUUGGUAAAACCUGGAUUUUUUUUUUUUUCUUUUCAUGAAACUGCAUCAAUUUUAAAUACUGGAAAGACAAUUUACUGCUAUAAAGUAUACUUCUUAACAUAUUUCUGCAGAAACCUAUUAGAAGCUUACACCCUAUCAAUAAUCUUGAAGCUGCUAUAGCAAUACUAAAGAAAGAGCACUGUUUUAGUGAAUAUGUGCCAUUGUGUUUUGGAGAGUUUUAGUUUACAGAAAUACUCAAAUUUGGUCUAAUUCUAAUAUAUUUUAAAAACACAGUAAAUUUGGCAGGGACUCUUGCUGCAUGAAUUCAAAAAUGUUAGUCACAAAUUUAUUCUUUAUGCCCAAACAGCUUCUUAAUGGCUAAUGAGGAUGGCCAUUGCCUUGAUUAACUCCUUAGUGCUUUAAUUUGAAAUUUUUACACCUCUACUUAUUUUUAUCAUUCAUUAUCCAAACUGGAAUGGAGUAUAUUUUGGUGAUCAUCUUGCAGUGGAAGCUGCUUGAAAUCCUACAACUGCAGCUUUUAAAUGUUGCUGUUAAAAUUUUUGUAAUUAUGUAUUCCCAUCUGUGUAAAGAUGAUUUUACAUAUUUUCUACUAUGCUCCUCAUAUCAAUAAAUAAGCACAUAGAAACCUCAUUAAGUUUGUUUU